ACGUCGACCUUGCCCGUGUCAAGGAAUAUCUUGGCCACUCCCUUAUGUCCGUUCGCGGCGGCCCAAGAUAGAGGUGUCCGGCCAUCAUCGGCUUUCGCGUCGACAUCGACCUUGCCCGUGUCAAGGAGCAUCUUAACCACGACCUCGUGUCCGCCCGCGGCGGCCCCCGAUAGAGGUGUCCGGCCAUACUCGUCUCUCGCAUCGACGUCAACCUUGCCCGUGUCGAGGAGUAUCUUGGCCACUCCCUUAUGUCCGUUCGCGGCGGCCCCCGAUAGAGGUGUCCGGCCAUACUCGUCUCUCGCAUCGACGUCAACCUUGCCCGUGUCGAGGAGUAUCUUGGCCACUCCCUUAUGUCCGUUCGCGGCGGCCCAAGAUAGAGGUGUCCGGCCAUCAUCGGCUUUCGCGUCGACAUCGACCUUGCCCGUGUCAAGGAGCAUCUUAACCACGACCUCGUGU
Molecule: messenger RNA, 456 nt
Organism: Microdochium trichocladiopsis
Lineage: Eukaryota; Fungi; Ascomycota; Sordariomycetes; Xylariales; Microdochiaceae
Exons: 1
Source: RefSeq, a predicted model, not a curated record